CAUGUUGUAUUAUGUUAAUGGAGUAGUUAUUGUAUUGAAUUCCAUUUUCGAAAGGAAAUUCCGCGACAAACGAACAACACUCACUCGCCAAACAGGAGACAGAGAGAGAUCAGAGGCUUUAGGGUUAGGGUUUGACAAUGGAGGGUUGGGAUCCUAACACCAAGUCGACUCUAACGCAGAUACCUCUUCUAUCAACGAAAGCCGGCCCACGCGAUGGUGCUGCAUGGACGCAGAGGCUGAAGGAGGAGUACAAGUCAUUGAUCGCCUAUACUUCCAUGAACAAGUCCAAAGAUAACGACUGGUUUCGCAUCUCCGCUGCAAAUCCCGAGGGCACCAGGUGGAUCGGCAAGUGCUGGUACGUCCACAACCUUCUCAAGUACGAAUUCGAUCUCCAAUUCGACAUUCCCGUCACAUACCCCUCCACCGCCCCUGAGAUCGAGCUUCCCCAACUCGAUGGCAAGACACAUAAGAUGUAUAGAGGAGGGAAGAUUUGCUUGACGGUGCAUUUCAAGCCUCUUUGGGCCAAGAAUUGCCCAAGGUUUGGAAUAGCACAUGCCCUUUGUUUGGGUCUUGCACCAUGGCUUGCAGCAGAGGUUCCCAUUCUUGUGGAUUCUGGUAUGAUUAAGCACAAAGACGAUAUUGCCUCAGCCAGUGAGUCUUAGUAAUUUUAGGUACUGCUGAGGGUGUAAUGAUGAUGUUUAACUUUUCACAGAGAUCAUAUUUUGGGUAAAAAAUAAAUGUUGAAUCGUUGAUGUGUAAUUUAUGGGUUCACUGCAAGGUUUACAAUAGAUAUAUUGUCAAAAUUGAUUUUUUUGAUCUGAAACAUGAAUUUUGAAAAGCUUCUUGCCCUCUA
Molecule: messenger RNA, 853 nt
Organism: Camellia sinensis
Lineage: Eukaryota; Viridiplantae; Streptophyta; Magnoliopsida; Ericales; Theaceae
Product: ubiquitin-fold modifier-conjugating enzyme
Biological process (GO): protein K69-linked ufmylation
Cellular component (GO): cytoplasm
Molecular function (GO): UFM1 conjugating enzyme activity
Source: RefSeq, a predicted model, not a curated record